Messenger RNA from Ilex paraguariensis (yerba mate), 639 nucleotides. The record is from the annotation of a GenBank genome assembly. NCBI's taxonomy places the organism in Eukaryota, Viridiplantae, Streptophyta, Magnoliopsida, Aquifoliales, Aquifoliaceae.
AUGAGAACAACUUCUGCAUGGAUUCUUGGUAAAGCCAGUCAAAAUGACCUUGUUGUUCAGAAGCAGAUCCUGGAACAUGGGGCAUUGCUGAAGCUAAUGAAGAUGGUGAAAUCUUGUCUUGUAGAAGAAGCCACAAAAGCAUUGUAUGCCAUUUCAGCCUUGAUCAGAAACAAUAUAGAUGGCCAAGAAUUGUUCUAUGCAGAAGCCGGAGAUUUAAUGCUUCAGGAUAUUCUGAGCAACUCAAGUAUUGAUAUUAGAAUACACAGGAAAUCAGUGUUUCUUGUGGCUGAUCUGGCAGGGUCCCAAUUAGAUAUGAGAAAUCAAGCUCAACUUCCAUUUUUCAGCAACCGUUUCUUCUUGAAGUCUGUUGUUGAUCUGACAGCAUCAACUGACCUUGAUCUACAGGAGAAGGCCCUUUUUGCGAUUAAGAACCUCUUAAAACUCGGGUCAACCAAAGCUCUAGUUUUCAAAGAUUUUUGUGGAUUGGAUGUGGCAUUGGAGAGGAUGAGGCAGCAAUUACAGCAGCUAAUGGUAGAGGAAAAUCGUGGGGAGUAUGCAAUGGAAGUGGAGAGUCUCCAUCGAGAAGUUGAGCUGAUUUUCAUUGAGAAGCUAAAUAAGGGUACUCAAGUUCCAACAUGA